ACCAGACGGUGUACCGACAUUCUCUGGUCCCCACGGUGGUAUUUUGCGAUCAUCGAAGGGAAGCGAACGAACCUUCACCAACCUCUGUUCCAGUCCCAUCAGACAGUUUCCAACUUUCAAGCUUUAUAAAUACAUCUACCUACCUAUUCCAGGUCCCUUGAGAUUUUCCAAAAUGUCAACCACAUACAAGACCGAUCUCCAUUCCAACAUGGAAACCGGCAAAGACGACAACAUCCUCUCCCAAGAAGAACUCCUCUGCUACCGCCCCAUUAGCCAAGCAUGCCACGCCUACUGCAAGGCCGCGGGUCUUGAUCAGGACUUGAUGGUUGCCGUGACGACCAUAAUCAUCUUUUUCGUGGUGGUUAUUGUGGUUGGGGCCUUUUUGUGGAAGGAGGAUAUGGAUCUUGAGAGGCAGGGUGGUGGACAGGGAAAUGGAGAGGGAGAGGGAGAGGGAGGUGGACAGGGAGGUGACGGUGAAGGGGUGAAAGGGGGAUAUAUGGACGUGUUGUACGGCGGUAGCGAUGGUGAUAGGGACGGGGACGGGGACGGCGACAGACACAGCGGUGAUGAGAAGGAUACCUAG
Messenger RNA from Neurospora hispaniola, 583 nucleotides. RefSeq lists its product as uncharacterized. The transcript is spliced from 2 exons. Bases 173 to 583 code for a protein of 136 amino acids. NCBI's taxonomy places the organism in Eukaryota, Fungi, Ascomycota, Sordariomycetes, Sordariales, Sordariaceae. The record is from RefSeq and is a predicted model, not a curated record.